Messenger RNA from Iphiclides podalirius (scarce swallowtail), 1245 nucleotides. NCBI's taxonomy places the organism in Eukaryota, Metazoa, Arthropoda, Insecta, Lepidoptera, Papilionidae. The record is from the annotation of a GenBank genome assembly.
AUGACCUUGGACGCUAAUGGCUACGAGAACAUCAUCGACAACAAAUGGAUACAGGGCGUUUUCUGUGUUAUUUACACAAUAAUUUUCGUACUCGGCCUUUUGGGCAACUUACUAGUUUGCUUCGUCGUCAUCAGGAACAAAGCGAUGCAGACCGUCACGAAUUUGUUUAUAACCAAUUUGGCGCUGUCUGACAUUUUGCUUUGCAUAUUUGCGGUUCCAUUCACGCCGCUCUAUUCGUUCCGCGGCUCCUGGAAUUGGGGUUCCGUCUUAUGUCACGUGAUGCCUUUCGCACAAGGGUGCAGCGUAUACAUAUCCACUUUGACUCUGAUGUCUAUAGCUAUCGAUAGGUUUUUCGUGAUAAUAUACCCUUUCAGACCGAGAAUGAAAGUAGAAACGUGCAUCACAGUUAUUAUAAUGAUAUGGACGUUUGCAAUCACCGUGACAAUGCCUUACGCAAUAUACAUGACUUAUUAUGACUUGGACAUUGGAAGAUUCUGUGAGGAAACAUGGCCGACAGAGAAGCUGCGGAGAGUCUUCGGUUCCGUUACAUCGGUGCUGCAAUUUGUGCUCCCGUUCAUUGUGAUCGCAUUUUGUUAUACUUGCGUCAGUUUCAAGUUGAAUGACAGAGCAAAGGCUAAGGCAGUUAGUAAGAAUACUAAGAAGGAGGAGUUCGACAAGAACAGAAAGCGCAGAACUAAUCAGAUGCUAAUAGCGAUGGUAACUAUUUUCGGACUAUCUUGGCUUCCUUUAAACGUGAUUAACCUUUGCAACGAUUAUUAUAUUUACGCGAUCCAUCUUAAAUACUACUUCCUAAUAUUCUUCAUCGGUCACGUCAUCGCUAUGUCGUCGACCUGCUACAAUCCGUUCAUUUAUGCGUGGAUGAACGAAAACUUUCGUAAAGAAUUUAAGCAAUUGAUACCUUGCAUUGAAACUUCUGCGCAAAGUAGGGCAAACAUUCAGAUGGAGCAGCUAGGGGUAGGCCCUUCAGAGAAAACGCUCAACGGGAAUACUACAACGGACAGCUAUUUAUCAAGCUCAAAUAGAACUGCAUCGUUUAGACACAAAAGGAAACCCAGUGCUGCGGCGGACGUAGAAAAAAGCGGCGUUGAGUUGAACGAAGACCUUCUUACAGUAGAUGUGAAACAUUGCCACAUCUCAACUAGCUACAACUUGCGAAGGGAGUCAGUGAAAUUGCGGCUUAUUAAUGAGGAGUCAUUCGACGGAACAUCGACUCAAAGCCAAUUC